Messenger RNA from Nasonia vitripennis (jewel wasp), 2302 nucleotides. Its product is annotated as tetratricopeptide repeat protein 25-like. The record is from RefSeq and is a predicted model, not a curated record. The coding region runs from base 112 to 2076 and encodes 654 amino acids. Lineage: Eukaryota; Metazoa; Arthropoda; Insecta; Hymenoptera; Pteromalidae. The transcript is spliced from 7 exons. Gene Ontology annotation, molecular function: protein binding.
CUCUCCAAACUUUCUCAAUCCCCGACGGUCGUACAGCUAAUACCAGUACAACGAUGCAAGUUCGAGAUUCCAUUGGUCGUUAGCGCCGAGGACAGCUGGAGCGUUAUCGCGAUGCCGGUGAGCAGAAUCGCUCGGCGAACGCCGGAUGUAAUUCCGCCGGACGAUCCCAAGAGUCAGGAGCCUCGGAUCGUCGUGGAGGAAGUCGAGAAGCGUCUGACGCUACAGCCCGGAGGGAAGAGACACAACUGCAGGGCCAAAGCUCAGGAACUGCAUCGGGAAGCUGAUCGGCUGUACCUUAAGGGAGAUUACGAGUCGGCGCUGGUGCUGUAUCACCGAGCGGCACGACUUUGUCCGCGCGAAUCCUUGCACUCGGUAGCAGCCAGACGCACCGAAGCGGCAAUAAGCUCGGCGGCUAAUCCGAAAGAACGACUCCUGCACCGACGAGCCAAGUCCGAGACUACGGACCAGUGCCCUGAGAUCGUCGCCAGGAAGACUCGGGAUGUCGUCACCAGGAGCGAGGAUCCCGAUCAGGAUGUGCCCAAGAUUCUCAAAUACCUGGACGCUCACCAGGACUUCUGGCGUUUGUCGAGUCCGGGAGCAUCUCCGCGGUUGCAGCCGCGGUCCAGGACGAUGUUGCGACAGCUGAACAAGUGCGUCAAGUCGACCCUGAGGGACGUGGAAAGCGCUCAGGCAGCGGGUGACUCUUUGGCUGUGCACCAGCUCAGCAGAGAACUCGUCAACCUGGUGUCGCUCGGUGAGAAAUCACACAGGAGUCAGAUUCAAGCUUUGGAAUACCUGCUGAAGAAGCAAAUGGAACUGGGAAGGCACGACAGGGCUGUGGAUCUCGCUGCCAAGAUGAUCUUUCUUGCGAGGAGUUGUAGGGAUGAGCUGAGCUUGGUUGAGGCUCUGGUGACUGUGGGGAAGGUUCACCUCAAGUUCGGAUGCUUGGAUGCACUGGCCCGUGUUUGGGAACGACUCGCCGAUGAUCUACGCAAGGAGCCAAUCCCUUCGGCUUGGCUGCACCACGACAUCGGUCGCUGCCACCUGGAACUCGGCAACUUCAGUCGUUCUCUGCAUUUCUCAAAAUUAUGUCUCGAGCACGCCGAAUCCGUAAAAUCGAAAAAGUGGAUACUACGGGGACAGCUGCUGAGUGGACAGAGUUUCCUGAAGCUCGGUAGAUUGGCCGAGGCUGUCGGCGCGCUCAAGACAGCAGCGAGAAUCGCCGAGGAUGAUAAAGGAGAAGAAGAAGCGAGUGGCCAAUCGAUUCUACUUUACGUCCAGAGUCUGAUAGACCAGGUGACUUGUCUCCUGAGACGGCUGAACCGCGAGCGCGACGAAAGAAUCGAAUUGCGCCCUGACGAGAUUGGAAGGGACUCGUCGCCGGCCAACUCGAUUAGCAAAGCCAAUAAAGCGCGGAAGAACGACGAGACGGAAGCUGUGCCAGCGAUACCCGAGAAUCUCGAAGAGGAAGAAGAGAGCACUUCGGCGGAGGACGAGAGAAUAUCACAGCUGCUGAAGAGGACUCGAGCUCUGCGUCGAGAGCGUCGCGGUACGACGCCGAGGUCAGGAAGCGAUAAGAAGGUCCAAGUACCGCGUCUAACUGCCGCGACCUUAUCGGCUGCCGGCAGCGACGACCAGCGUGACGAGGACGUCGUUGCGGACAGCUCUAGGACGCGAGUAAUCAGCCGAUACGACUGGGCUAAGAUCGAAUCGGACGACGAGAGGACUCUGAGGACGGGAGAGCUUGUCGCGAUGAGCAGCGGAUUGUCCAGCGCAGGAGUGACGGACGGGGAGGAAGAUACCCGGAGCGAAACGACAGCAAAGGAGGAGAUGCCGGUAACGUACUUAUCUCCAGACGAGGACCUACUGACCUCUCGAAGCCCCAGUCCGAUCAGCGAACCGAAGCAGUCGCACACUGACGAUCCCGUCGAAAGCUCGACAGUCGCAGAGACAAAACAAGCCCUGUUCGAUACCGACGGUCUCUCGGCUUACCUGCGCAGCCUGGAGUCCUGCGAAUUUCUCAAGCAGGAACAGCCGUACCUCGAGUCCAGAUGCAAUCCGAGCGGAUCAUUGUAGCGCGUGGAUGGAUUUCACUGCCGAAGUUUCCGCGAUUGAAUCGUCCCAGCUGCUGCUACUGCUCUAUGACCUGGACUCGUUUAUGGGAGUAACGAUCGAGUUCUCCCGGCUGAACAAUGCUAUAGAGCUUCGACAAUGCCGGACUUUCUCUCAGCUGGGGUAGGAAGUGUAAUGCCGUCAAAAUUGAUUAAUAAAAUGGCCUUUGUGCAUUGUUUGAUAAAAAAAA